Pelagomonas calceolata is the source of this 1132-nucleotide messenger RNA. The record is from the annotation of a GenBank genome assembly. Lineage: Eukaryota; Pelagophyceae; Pelagomonadales; Pelagomonadaceae.
GUGGAAAUUGGCCGCAUGCGAACGCUGCGACGCGAGCUGCCAUCAUUCCUGAACGCACGCAUUGCUCUCACCGCGAAUAGCUGGCUGCGCUAGCUCAAACUCGAAACAGCGCCAUAUCCACUGCAUUGGCAGCAUAGGCAGCACAGCGCCGAAGCGAUGGCUGCCUCGCCCAAGGAUCGCCCGGUGGCCAAUCCCCUGCGAGCAGCAGGCAGCGAUGACUAUUCGACGCUGGAAAACGACGACAGCGCGGGCUCUGCGAAACGCCGCCGCCGGUCGCGCUGGAUGCUUGCGCUCGCUGUCAUCAGUCUGUGCGCGCUUGGCUCGGCCUUGGCUGUUGUUUUUAGAAAACAAGUGCUCGCGGCCUGCUACCGCAUAGGCCGGCUGCCGCCGGUGGCCGGCGGCCUGCUAUUCUCUGGACUACUAGCGCUCUGGCUCACGUGUUUGUUACCUACCUCUCUCCUGGAGAUCGCGGCUGGGUUUGUCUUCGGGUUUUUCUGGGCUACGGUAUGGUCGACGGUCGGCAAGGUCGCAGGAAGCGUCCUGAGUUACUGGAUAGGCCGGUGUGCACGAUCUUCUGUAAGACGCCUGAUCCUCCCGGACGACACGAGCAAGGAGCACGGCUAUUUGCGAGGCUUAGAAAUCGCGAUGACCGAGGAGCCGGGCCGGACGUGUUUGGCUCUCAGACUGGCGUAUGUGCCCGAAGCGAUUCAAAAUUACGUGCCGGCAAUUUUCGACGCCCCGUUCAUACCAUUUCUCUUGGCGACGACGGGCGGCAGCGCCGUCUACGCGGCGCUCUGGGCGAACCUCGGCGCUUCUAUUGGCGACGUCGCCGAGCUCAGUGCGACAGAAAGACGCAUGACGCCCGAAAAGACCGCGUUCCUGUGCUUCGGGGCGUUGGGGCUGGGCUGCGUGUUUGGAUUGAUCCACUGGAACACGCAGCGCACGUUGCGGCGCUUCGCCGACCUGCAGCGGCAGCUGAGUCCUCCGGCCUCGCCCUCCGCGAGUACAGCCGUCACGCCUGGGCGGCCGAGCCUGACGCCGCGCUAUUCGUCUACGGAGGGCUCCUCCUCGCCCGGGCGCCUCGUCUAGCCCCUCUGCUGAUCUCUUGUGUGCUUAACGUAUGUUAGAACUA